Molecule: messenger RNA, 1380 nt
Organism: Phaeoacremonium minimum UCRPA7
Lineage: Eukaryota; Fungi; Ascomycota; Sordariomycetes; Togniniales; Togniniaceae
Product: putative arginine n-methyltransferase 2 protein
Exons: 1
Coding region: 1-1380 (459 amino acids)
Biological process (GO): peptidyl-arginine methylation
Cellular component (GO): cytoplasm; nucleus
Molecular function (GO): protein arginine N5-methyltransferase activity
Source: RefSeq, a predicted model, not a curated record
AUGGCGUCCCACAGCCACAGCGCAGCCGACGACGUCCAAUCGCGCAUCUCCCCCACGUGCCCCUCCUCGACGUCCGAGAUCCUGUCCCACGCCUGGCACCACGACGUCGCGGGGCUCAAGAAGCUGCUCGACGUGCCCGGCAAGGCGAGCUGCCAGGACCCGGUCACCGGUGAGACGCCCCUGCACGCGGCCAUCCGCUCCUGUGGGCCCUUCAGCCCGGCCUCGUCCUCCACGCCCGCCACCACCACCGUCAUCGCCUCCUCGGGCGCCACCGGCGGCCACGAGGUCAACGUCGAGGACGCAAAGGCCGCCGUCCACGAGCUCUUCCUGUCCGGCGCCAUCUGGAACGACGUCGACGACCACAAUGAGACCCCCGGCUGCGUGGCGUGGCGGCUAGGUCGCACUGAGCUGUACAACCUGUGCGUGGAGGCGGGCGUGCGCGCAGAACUGCUGUUCGGUUUGCUAGAUGGGUAUGAGGAGCUUUCGUCAGGCUCAGAAGAGGACGACGAGGGCAUGGAAGAGGAGGAAACUCAGGAGAAUGGCCACGAAGCAGAGGCGGAAACAGAAGUAGAAGAGAAUGGCGAAACAAAUGACGCCGAGGCAACAGAGCCCACUUUCCAAGCUCCCAAGACUGAUGCCGAGCAAGAAGUCAAGAGCGAAACGUACCUCCGGUCGAAACUCACCUACUCCGACGGAAAGCUAGUGGACGAUGACGGAAACGGCGUCAUGAUGGCCUGGGAGACGGAGAUCAUGCGGCAAAGCGUCGAUGCUCUACUACCUAACAAGGAGGAAGGCAAGCGGAUCCUGAACAUUGGGUUCGGAAUGGGCAUAAUCGACAGCAUGUUCGCCGAGACUAAGCCAGCCCGUCAUCACAUCAUCGAAGCACACGAGGAGGUACUUGAGCACGUCUCCAACCCCGAGUCCAAGUUCGGUUCGACUUGGGAAGAGAGUGCGCCGGAGCGAGGAGCUUACAAGAUUCACCAGGGUCGGUGGCAAGACAUUGUUCCGCAGCUAUUGGAGAGGGGUGAGAUAUACGAUGCCAUAUACUUUGACACAUUUGGCGAAGACUAUGGUCAGUUGAAGAUGUUCUUCACUGAGUAUGUGCCUGGCUUGCUAGACCAGUACGGCAUCUUCGGCUUCUUCAAUGGCCUAGGAGCUGAUAGACGGAUCUGCUAUGAUGUGUACACCAAGGUAGUGGAGAUGCAUCUCACUGAUGCCGGACUUGAUGUUGACUGGAAGGAUAUCGAUGUGGAUCUGAAAGGUUUGGAGGAGGCAGGCAAAGGCGAAUGGGAAGGGGUGAAGCGAAGGUAUUGGACACUCGACAGUAAGCUAAGUCCCCUCGGAACACUCUAUGCUCGACCUAACUUGAUUUUCUUUUAG